CCUCGGAGCAGUCCAUCUUGGCUCUCGCGUCGCUGCAGUCUCUCUCUGCCCGCGCGCCGUUCGUGUUGUUGUAGUAAAUAAUGGCGGCAUCAGGAGGCGGAUUAUCAUCUCCCGCUGCCGUCGCGGGCCUCAGCACCCCGCCACCGGCCCGGGCUCGCUUCCCGGGUCGGCCGUGCGCGGCUCGCAGCAGGCUGCGGUCGGAGAAACGUACCAGACGCGGAAGGUUGGGCUCGGACGACGGCGAGCUGGCUGCCGUAGGGCCGAGGCCCGUCAACAUCGGCCUGGCGUUGAGCGAAGACCCGUCCCUGCUGCGCCUGCUCGGGGUGACGGAGAAGCACAGUCGGCAGAGAGAUGCGGGGUUUGACUCCAGCAACAGCGAGGAGGAGGAAGAUUUCACUGGAUUUGGGACCACAACAGUUCGUCCACAGAAAACUUCUGGCACUUUACCACAGUCGUCAUCCAGCCAAGCAAAAUCUCCCCAGGCUUCAGACCAUUUGCCAGAACCGAAGCCUCUUAUUGGAAAAAUCAUGCCCAAGACCCCAAAACCAGCUCUAAUUGGGAAAAUUGUUCCAAGAGUUCCUAAAGAAGACCAGGGUGGCAAAGAAAUACCAAAGGUGGUAAUUAAACUGCAGGGGAAGCAGGCAGCUCUCACUGCAAAAGCCAAACAAGCAGACAGCCAGGCCUCAGGUACACAGAGCAGUGCAACGUCAGCUGACAUUAUCAGGAAAGCAGGAGAAACGGCAGAUUCACACAGCACGCAAAACCAAACCGCUGCUACCUCAGCUGGUGGCAAAGAGGUAGAUAAGAGCUCUCAGACAACAGUGAAAGGCAUAGAAAAAGCUGUAAGAAAGGUCAAAGAAGAAGGUGAGGUGUCAGAGGACUCAGACACUGACCAAUCCCAGACACAGAGGUCUGUGAAACGCAUAACAGGUUUUCGAAUUGGGCAUGGCAGACGCACAUCUCAAGCAAUCGCUCUGUCCUUUCAUAAACGGCAGAGGAAGAGAAUAGCAAAAGGAAUGGGUGCCUCUCCAGAGGCUGGAGCUGAGGCUGGUGCUCAGAGUGGAGAAGAGGCAGCAAUGCCACUUGAGUGUAAAGCCGCAGAUACCUCUGAGAAAAGAACACGCAAAAGACAUCAACGCAGAUCUUUGUUUGGGUACAAGCGGAAGCAAUCAAAAAAGGUUCCAACCAUCAAACGUCCAAAAAUUGGUCGUAUUCGCACGAGGCGUGUUUUUUAUACUUAUGUACCAGAACCCAUUCCAGCCACACCGACGCAGGAUGGAAACGAGCCGCAGAUCGACACUCAGAAUAUUGCUCCAUCAGAGGGUGAACCGAGGUCAUUUUCUGAGCAGAGCUCCAACAACUCCUCCACCCCUGUAACGAGCGCACGGUCCUCACGCGUUAUUAAAGCUCCAAAGAGAUUCUUGGAUGAGGAAAUGAUCCCCUUUCCAAAGGGCUCCCUGUCAACAUGGCUGAAAAGUCAACAGAGAGAGGACGGAAAGCCGAGCCUAUCGCUGCACGAGUCAGGUUAUGAUGGCAACCUGCAGCAGUCAGACAGUAACUCGAUAUCUGUGUUCGACAGCCCGUCUUCUGUGACAAAAAUCUCAUCGAAGCCCAGUCCAGGCACGAGCCACCUGGAGAUUUACAAGAACCUAAAGAAACUGACCUUAAAGCUGGCAGAGAAAAAGAAAGGGCAGCCUGACAUUCAGGAGGAAUAUACAGAUGAAGGCAGCAGUUUGACCUGUCAUGGCAGGAAGAGACGGAAGUCCAAGAUCAUGAUGGAGGAGUUGGAUUCUCCUGGUGUAGUGAGGAAACUGGCCGUGGUGGUGAACACUGAUGUGGAGGUGCCCCAGCAGGUGCCACCAGAAGAUACAGGAAACAACAACAAAGCGGAAAUCGUGGCUGAGGAGAAUCGUGAGUCCUCCGAAGUCAGCGGGCCCAGCCCUCGAAUUGGUCUCAGCGGAGCUAAUAAGAGGAUGCUCCACCUGCUGAAGAAAGCCAAAGUUCAGCUCAUCAAGAUCGAUCAGCAGAAGCAGCUCAAGUUAUCACAGUUGGGCACGAGAGAAACACGUGUGCCAGUGAGUGGAAGAAGGAGGAGAACUGGCUUGACUCCCAAAGAAUGUAGCCCUCAGGAGCAGCCGCUUGGUGGUCCAAGAAUCAAACAUGUGUGUCGAGCAGCAGCAGUGGCUUUAGGGCAGCCUCGUGCCAUGGUACCAGAUGAUAUUCCCAGACUCAGCGCUCUGCCGCUUCACGAGAGAGAAGGCAUCACCUGCUCUCCUGCAGCCGAAGAUGUGGCAGAUGAUGACGAUGACAUCUCUGAUAAGGGCAGGGCCCAGUGGAUUGUCUCUCAGGAAAACAUCCAGCGCAGGAGGAGAGGGAGGGGGAGGAGCCACAGGUUCAGAAAACGCAAGAUGCUGAGUCGGUAUGCGCCUGGAGGAGUCCGUUCCCGGCGCUGUGGACGCUGCAAAGGCUGUUUGGUGGAGGAGGACUGUGCAAAGUGUAUGAACUGCCUGGAUAAGCCCAAGUUCGGGGGGCCCAACACCAAGCGGCAGUGCUGCAUAUAUAGAAGGUGUGAGCGGAUUGAAAAAGCGAAGCUCGAGCGUAUUUUCAGGCCGUUCAAAGCCCAGGGGAGGCGCUUGUCAGGCUCCAUGUCAAGCAGCGAUGAUACGAACUGGAAGUACGGAGGCGAAGGAUCGUCCUCGAUGGCGCUUGGAGUCAGGAAACAGUCCCUGCGUAACAUCAUACCGCGCUCUUACAGCAGCCUACUUAAAUCUGAAUCUGAGGAGGAGGAGGAGGAGGAGGAAGAACAACAACAGGAAGACAAGGCAGAUAAAUCAACAGUCAAGCCAAAUGUAGCUGCUGCUGGCAACCAAGAUGUUGCUGCUCAGGAUGGUGGAUCACUGCCAGACGACACACCGACUGAGGCGGUGAAGAAUCGUCGACCAUUCUCCAGAGGAGCUGGAAGCAGACCAAGACCGUACAAGGCACAGGAGAGCACAGAGGAGAUGGAGCCCCGAGAAACUUUCCCUGAACCCAGGCCAUCCAGGAGCCCAAUGCCGAAGCUGCAGCAGCAGCUACAAAUACACUUAUACCGCCUGCCUGACUUUAUCCUGCAGUCUGCUCUGUCGUCCCAGUCUGUGGAUAUUUCAGACUCACAUCCACUGUUGACCCAGCUUGUAACACGACCCGCUAUUUCACAGUCAUCCCAAAUAAACUGUCCUCCAAAUUUGUCUCAGCCUGAAAUGCAUCCCUCUUCUCCACUUUCACCUCAUCCAAUAACAGACUCUCCACAGAAAUCUCUGCUGUUGCAUUUGCAUCGUUUGCCUCAGUCUGUGACGCCCUUGCAUUUGCACAAACCUGUACCAUCACCAUCAUCAUCGUCAUCUCCUCCAUCAUCUCAGCAACAUCCACAGUCCUUACUGCACUCAGCCCUGACAGACAGUUCAUCACAGUUGUGUUUUCAGGAACAACCAGAGUCUGAGGUGCAGCACCCAGAUGUUUUGACGGAGACAAACAGAGAUAGCACAGAUAAGGCUUUGCACACAGUUGUGCCAGGGAUUCCUGAGACUGUCAAGCCAGGCAGAGAGUUACAGGAUGACAACCAAGAGGAGAAGCAGGAGGACAGACGAGAGGAGCCACCUGAGGAGGACAAGAAGGAUUCUUCAGUAAAAGAGACAGUGCCGCAAAACUGUCCAACAACUGACCUACACUAUGUCCUUCGUUCCCAGAAUCUGGCAGAGUGUGCAUCAGUGAACACCCUGACGGGUUUAACUAAUGGAUUUCCCCAAAAGGGCCUGUUGCAGAACAAGUACAAGAUCCGUGUAGACUUUAAGGAGGACUGUGCUGUCCAGAACGUAUGGCUGAUGGGCGGCCUCAGUGUUCUCACUUCUGUUCCAACCACGCCACAGCCCGUCUGUCUGCUCUGUGCAAGUAAAGGAAGACAUGAGAUGAUAUUCUGCCAGAUCUGCUGUGAGCCCUUCCACAAUUUCUGCCUCUCACCCGAGGAGCGCCCCCUGGAGGAGAACAAGGAGAACUGGUGUUGCAGGCGCUGCAAGUUCUGUAACGUUUGUGGUCGUAGAAGCAAAAGCACGAAGCCUGUGUUGCAGUGCAGGCGAUGCCAGACCUCUUACCACCCUUCCUGCUUGGGACCAACAUACCCAAAGCCUCUGAACUGCAGCAUGCCCUGGGUGUGCAUGACAUGCAUUCGGUGUAAAAGUUGCGGUGUGACUCCUGGAAAGACGCUGGACUUGGCCUGGAACCACGAGCAGGAUCUCUGUCCCGAAUGCACUUGUCUCCGCAACAAAGGUAAUUUCUGCACCGUCUGCCAGAAGUGUUAUGAAGACAGCAGCCAACCUUCACAGAUGAUUCGGUGUUUGAAGUGCAGCCACUGGAUUCAUUACAGCUGUGAAGGACUUUCAGAGGAGCUUUUUGGGCUCCUGUCAAGUCAGCUUGACAAAAUGGAUUUCACCUGUUCGACCUGCAGUCAGCGCCGAACUGAGCGCAGCAGCUUGAAGGAGGAGCUGCAGAGCAGAUUGAUGACCGGACUGGAGGAGGUGCUCACCGACCUCCUCUCCUCCAGCAGCACUCGGCACCUCAUUAUCUGCAAAGCGUGUCAGCAAACAGGCACUACACAGUUUUCCAAAAAACUGCAACCAGUCUGUGAUCUGCAAGCCGUGGAGAAGAAAUUUAAAAGGGGCAGUUACACCACAAUAAAAACCUUUCAUGCGGAUAUCACAUUUGUGAUGAGGCAACGACUGAAGGAAGAAGAGUUUCUCCCUGAGAAUCAGAGGCCGACCAUUCACUCCAGAACAUACUAUGACAACGUGAUGAGGCAAGUUUUCAGUUGGUUUCCUGCACACCAUCUAAAAAAAUGGAACUCAUUCUCUGAAGAAUUCCCGAGCGGCAUGCUCCCUGAGGCGGUUCUCCCACCAUCUAAGGAGCACAGUUAUGCACAGUGGCUGGAGAGGACAUACCAGGCCAAGGAGUGCAGGGGCCCACAGAUGGGGAAAACUGAGCCUCUGCUGCCCUCAUUCAUUGCACAGCAGCCUGGCGCAUCGCACAGCCUCCCUCUGUAUUCAAAUGAGUCAACCAGGAAUGAAGACCUGAGGCAGUGUGCCUUGUGCCAACAAUACGGAGACUCCGCCCCCAGUGAAGCAGGGCGACUCCUGUACUUGGGCCAGAAUGAGUGGUCCCAUAUUAACUGCUGCCUGUGGUCUGCAGAGGUGUAUGAGGAGAAUAGUGCUCUUCUGCAAGUGCACAGUGCUGUCUCAAGGGGGCGCCACCUGCGUUGCGAUCGUUGUGGGCAGUCAGGAGCUACGGUGGGCUGCUGUCUUGCCACCUGUCAGAGUAAUUUCCACUUCAUGUGUGCUCGAGCCCAGAACUGUGUGUUCCAGCAGGACAGGAAAGUUUACUGCUACAGACACAGGGAUCUUGUCAGUACAAAGAUCGUGUCUGGGAAGGGGUUUGAAGUCCCUCGGCGGGUAUAUGUAGAUUUCGAGGGUAUCAAUCUCAGAAGAAAGUUCCUUACAGGCCUUGAGCCAGAAUCCAUAAACAUGACCAUAGGCUCUCUGCAGAUUCAGAAACUUGGUGUCUUGUCCGAGCUGUCGUCAAAUGGGAGGAUGCUGUAUCCUAUUGGCUAUCAAUGUUCUCGGUUGUACUGGAGCACCGUAGACCCUCGCAGGCGCUGCAAGUACACCUGUAAGGUGACAGAAGUGAGCACACCUCUCCCUGGCGAGGAACAAGACCCCAGGUGGGACCAAGAAGAGAACCACACCAUCGUCCACAGUCCCAACCACCGCAGAGAUAUGGAGUCACCAGAUCGUUUGAGCUCCUCAUCCAGCCCAAUUAAGUCCACUACCCCGUCACCCAACUCCAAAACGCACAAUAUGCCUGGAUCUAAAAGUCCUGGUUACACACAAACCAGAAAACCAGCAGGAGGAUCAUCUCGACCUCUGCCAUCUCCAGGGUCUGCUCCUCCCAAAUCACAUCACAUCCUGACACUGAGGGACCUGGAGGACACUCGUCGGCCUCGCAGACUCUCAUCGAGGAGCCGCUGCAGUUCCUCGCCAACAGAGAGCGACCCAUCUGUAUCAAUGACCCUCCGCUCUGGUGGCACCAUCCAUUCCAGAUGUGCUCUCUUCGGCUCCCCUCCAAGAUCAUCAAACUUAGGAUCAGCUUCACCUCCUCUCUCACGGCAAAACUCAUUAUCUCCGGUCUGGAGCUCUCCUCCUAGAUCCAACUCCAGCAUUUCCGCAGGACUGUCCCCUCGGCAAGGAGCCAUCACUCACUCCCCCAAAGGGAGGCACAACUUCAGAAUCACCACUCCGAUUUCUGCAGAGGUUCCCCAAGACUUCCUGGCAUCGUCUGAGGCAGAGGAUGCAGCUGUGGCCACAACGAACGGGAUCUCGCUCGCCCCUGAUAACCUGGAGGAGGACGUAGCCCACCUGAUGGCCCAGGAGCUGCCGUACACUGUGUUUGACACGGACACGGAGGUGGCUGUAGCCUCCAUGCUGAAUGCUAAGCUUGACUUUGACGAGUCUCUGCUCACUGAGAAUGUGACUCUUCACUGCGGAGCACAAGGCAGUAGAGGAGAGGUGGAAGGCGUCGUGCAGGAUGUGGAGAUGCAGGAACAUAAUCAGCAGAAUGACUAUGAAGAUGAAGACUCCAGGCGUUACUUUAAAUUUUCACGCACAGUAGUUUGUGACGCAGCGAGCGGCUCGGACUCAUCGGGUCAGCUUCCUUCAGUGCAGUCGAUCUCACAGUUAGACGGAGCAGACGGCGGGUCAGAGAGCGAUGAAAGCGAGGCGGUUGAUGAUCAAGCUCAGGACACGGAUGAUGAAGAAGCUAAAAUGCACACCAAUCAUAGCACACCUACUAAACAGCUAACAGUUGCUCUCAAGAGGCUGGAGUCGAUUUACAACGUGCAAAAACCAAAAGCUGAUGAAGAAGCAACUGAACCAGAGUUUCAGGAAAGUUUUUCACCAUCUGUUUAUCUUGAAUCAGGUUAUGCCAACUCUGACCUGCCAGUUCAGGAGGAGGAGGUCCUGGAGACGUCUGAAACACUAGCUACUCAAAAUGAAGUGUUUUUGGAUUCAGCGACGGGCCAUUUAGUUUCUACUGAAGAUAGCUCAGUCGUGCACCCAAACAAAAGUGCAGUUGAUGACAAAGAUGACAGCAGCUCAUCAACUGAUUCCGUUGAAGAAUUUAAAGAUGAUUUGACUGAUCCCGAUUACUCUCCAGAGCCUAAAACCAAAAGAUCUCCUAACACACAGAUGAAAACCAUCAUAGUGAAGAAAAAAAAUCCUACAUCAAACCUCAAGCGUUUGUUGCCAAAACCUUCUGUUUUUCCACAGCAGCCGAAACUCAAACUACCUUUACCCCCUCGACCUGUACGGAGUGUAAAUAGUGUGCCUAUUAGCCCUGCUGCUGCCACUUAUUGUGCGGUCCCACGUCCAGUCACAUCUCCCAUCGUGAUCAAUGGUUUAAACGCUUUACCUAUACAGCCGGGUGCUACACGGGGCAGAACAAUUGCUAUCCGCUUGGACAGCUCUAAGCCUGGAGGUCAGCAGCAGGUGGCGACUCAGAAUCAGGCUGGUUCACCCCAGACCCAGACUCCCUCCCCUCAGGUCCUUCUCGUCAACCGUCAAGGUCAGAUUCUGAUCAAAGACCCGAGAUCCAACACUUACCAGUCACUCAAUACAAACUCACCUACCUACAAUAAAAUCAGCCAGAUUGCUAAGAUUCUCCACAGCGGUAAUGCUCUGCAUCACUCUGUUCCUCGUGUCAUAAUUAAGCCUCGCUCUAACCCUUCUGCCGCAAACGUCUCUCCUGCCGUCAACCACACGACAACUGAGAAAAAAAUCAUCGUCAGAGUGGUGUCUAAGAAAAGCAGCAGCGCUCCAGCUCCCACAGCUUCUCUCAGUGCACAAACUGUACCUGAAGCAAAUUUCUCCAUCACUGACGAACCCACGGCUCAGGCUAUUAUUGAGAGAGCGAUGGCUACUCACCGCGACACAGGAAGGACUGCCCCGAUCAUUCUCGGUAACACUCAGCGGCCAAAAGGCACACAUCGAAGACCAUCCCAGGUUCCAGAAGCAGAAGACUCCGAUCAGUCAUCAGCCGGAUGUUCAGAAUCUGCCAGCAAUGAACAAACACAGGCUUCAUCACGCCACCAAGUGAGAGUCAAGAGAGUAUCAUCAGUGUCUGAGCGGCCGUCCAGGAAGAAAUCCAAGAUGGACUUUUUAAAGGAUCCAUCAAGUGAGCAGGAGGAACUCGACACCAGGUCAAGUGGUGUGAGGAUGAAGGCUCCGUCAAUAAAAGACGUUCUUGAUUUGGACCAGGAGAACCUUUCUGAGCCGCAGCCGCUGAGAAUCACCGCUCCACCUCCUCCUACGCCUUCCAGGCGUCCUGAGGUUGUCAGUCCGCCUACAUCAGCACAACUCAACAGUCGUGUUCAGGGUAAAACUCACAUGUGGGUCAGCGCUCGCCAUGGAGACCUCUCUGAGUGGGGCCCUUAUUCAGGUUUCAGCUCAGAGGAAGAUGCACCGGCACAUAAAUACAGAAAGAGGACGUACAUGAACCAGCCCCACCUGCGCUUUGAAAUCACCAGCGAUGAUGGCUUUAGUGUUAAAGCUAACAGCAUCGAAGUUGCCUGGCGCGCAGUGAUUGACGGCGUCCUUGAAGCUCGAGCGGGCUUCCACCUGAAGCAGCUGCCUCUGGGUGGGAUGAGCGGGCCGCGGGUGCUCGGCGUCGUCCACGAUGCCGUCAUCUUCCUGCUGGAGCAGCUGCAGGGUGCCGCCAACUGCAAACACCACCGCUUCCGUUUCCACUGCUGUGAUGACAUUGAGGAAGAGCUUCCCCUCAACCCGAGCGGCUGCGCUCGAGCUGAAGUCUACACGAGGAAAGCAACUUUUGAUAUGUUCAACUUCCUGGCGUCGCAGCACAGAGAGCUCCCAGACAUAAUCGGCCCCUUUGAUGAGGAAGAGGAUGAAUUCCCACUGAAAUCUUCAAGGCGAGCCACCAGCAGUGAGCUUCCCAUGGCAAUGAGGUUCAGACACCUGGAAAAAAUCUCUAAAGAAGCAGUCGGAGUUUACAGAUCUUCAAUUCAUGGCCGUGGACUUUUCUGCAAGAGGAACAUUGAUGCUGGUGAGAUGGUGAUUGAGUACGCCGGCACAGUCAUCCGCUCUGUCCUGACGGAUAAGAGGGAGAAAUAUUAUGACGGCAAGGGCAUCGGAUGCUACAUGUUCCGCAUUGACGACUUUGACGUGGUGGACGCUACGAUGCAGGGCAACGCAGCCCGCUUCAUCAACCACUCGUGCGAGCCCAACUGCUACUCCCGCGUCAUCAACGUGGACGGCCGCAAGCACAUCGUCAUCUUCGCCCUGAGGAAGAUCUACCGGGGCGAGGAGCUCACCUACGACUACAAGUUCCCCAUCGAGGACGAGAGCAACAAGCUGCACUGCAACUGCGGCGCCAGACGCUGUCGUCGCUUCCUGAAUUAGCAUCAUCAGCAUGAAGAACACCGCAACAAAAAGCCAUUCAAGGGGCAGAUGGAACUCUGAAGGCGACUAUUGUAACGGAGCCACCAGAAGGAGGGACUCAGAAGAGUCUCCGCAAUGUUGGAAGUUUACUUUAUGGACUAUUUGAGGGCAGGAAUAGUUUGUUUCUGUCCUCCGAACUGCUGUUGGCAGCCACAGAAACCAGAUAAGAGCCAUAUGUCAAAGGUCAGGAUGGAGUCUAGUUCGUCUUUUUUUUCUUUUCUUUACAACUUGUGUACUGUUUUAGCAUCUCAUCCUCCUCAAUCUCUCAGUUUUACAGCGUUGACUUUGUUGCCAGUGGCCUCUGCUGGAACCAGGGCCAGACGGCAGCUGAACUGAAAUAUCCUGAUUGCAGUUCUUACUAUGCUGGUGGCUGCAGUGUCUGUGUAAAUACAAGGUCGCAGAGGAUUUGUUCAGCACCUUACUUUGACACGACCUCCUCUGGCAGCACCGGCGUCGCAGCAGACAGGACACAGUUUCUUAUUUCAGAACAAACAAACAUAAUGCAGCUACGUUCUAACGUCACUCUGGACAUUACAACUCAUGCGAGCAGGGACUCCCAAUAUUAUAGGUGCUGGUGACAGUUUAUCCCAAAAGGUAGUUUUAAUAGAGUCGCCCAGACUUCUUUUCUUCUUCUUCCUCCAGUCAGUUCUGGUUUUUAUUUGCGAUGGCAGAGACGCUGUGAUCUGAAUGCUUUUAUCCCACUAUUCCAGUCUGUUCUUCUUUUGUUAUUUCGUGCUGUUUGUGUGUUUUAAGGCAGAUGAGGGAGCAUUUCCUCGGUGCAGGGAUCAAACGCGAAUAUAGUGAUCUUUCUCUGCACAAUCCCUUCUGAAUCUUUUUGUAUAUUUGAACAAUAAAUGUGUAUAUUCAACAAACUGAUGGGAAUAAAUCUGUUUGAGCUUUUAACUUUCUAUUUGUAUGUGAAGGCCGACUAACAGAAGUGAAGCUGUUGCCAAGUACUGAUCCUAAGUUAAUCUGUUUUUUUUUGUUUUUCUCACUGUUUUGCACCCACGUUUUGUCUCUCACAGGUGUACUACCUCAAAGGCUUGGUGAAGAAAGAUUAAAUUUGAAUACGCAUUUGGAGAAAAUUCGCUUUCUCUUGUUGUCAUUGUUCUGUUUCAUCAAAACAAAGAACAUCAGUACUAUUAAACAAUGACCAUUAUUACAGGAAUAGGUGGCCGCCUUUUUUUUUUUCUUUCUUUGUGCUCGUUGUGCAACCACACCCAGCUCCUGGAUGCAGACUUUAGUUGGUGGACUUUUAUUUUGUAGGACUAAUACUUAAAUCUGACACGCAGAUCUUUGUUACUUCAUCGGCUCACUAUGGAUCCUCGUCUGUACAUAGUUGUAUGAAGAAUUUCUAAACCUGUUAAAUAUUUUUUUACCUCCAAUUUUUUUUUGUUUUUAUUUAUGUUCAAUAAAAAUUUGAUCAAAGCUC
Molecule: messenger RNA, 10968 nt
Organism: Amphiprion ocellaris (clown anemonefish)
Lineage: Eukaryota; Metazoa; Chordata; Actinopteri; Pomacentridae
Gene: kmt2ba
Product: lysine (K)-specific methyltransferase 2Ba
Exons: 36
Coding region: 81-9497 (3138 amino acids)
Biological process (GO): positive regulation of DNA-templated transcription
Cellular component (GO): histone methyltransferase complex; nucleus
Molecular function (GO): zinc ion binding; DNA binding; histone H3K4 methyltransferase activity
Source: RefSeq, a predicted model, not a curated record